Aspergillus affinis is the source of this 2112-nucleotide messenger RNA. RefSeq names its product glycoside hydrolase. The record is from RefSeq and is a predicted model, not a curated record. Gene Ontology annotation, molecular function: beta-N-acetylhexosaminidase activity. The transcript is spliced from 3 exons. The coding region runs from base 1 to 2112 and encodes 703 amino acids. NCBI's taxonomy places the organism in Eukaryota, Fungi, Ascomycota, Eurotiomycetes, Eurotiales, Aspergillaceae. Gene Ontology annotation, biological process: carbohydrate metabolic process.
AUGUACUGGACUCGGUCGUGGCGCUCAGUUCUGCUGCUAGCCCUUGGCGUAGGGGGACAGACUCGAUUGGUGACAGUUCCUACCUUCCCUUUCAUCGAAGCCGGUGACACUUACCACCUUGAUCAAUUGACGACCAUUGUGGUGGAUAUCGACUAUGCCGAUGCCGUCGAUCACGAUGGACAAACGCUGAUACCCCCGACCCUUCAUCAGUUCGCUGAGACCUUCCAAGAAGACCUCGAGUCCUCGAUAGGUCUGAGCUUACCCCUCAAUCUCAGCUCGGAUUCUAUACCGGACUCCAUUUUUCUUACCCUGACCAACAACAGUGACUUCCAAGAUGCCGCCGGACGUCCCACUGCGGAGGCGUACACUCUCAAUAUUCAUGAUAACGGCAUCAUAAUUGCCGGUGCAAGCCCACUGGGCGCUUGGUGGGGAACUAGAUCUCUCAUCCAGACAGCCGUAGUGGCUGGAAGGGAGCUCCCCCAAGGAUCCGGGCUAGAUGCUCCUGGAUGGGCUAACAGAGGCGUCAUGCUAGAUGUCGGGCGUCAUUACUAUCCCCCCGAAUUCCUAACCGAGAUGUGCUCUUAUCUCUCAUUCUUCAAGCAGAAUGUAUUUCAUGUUCACCUGAGCGACAAUCUUUACAACAACGUCGAUCGAUAUUCAAGGCAAGAAUCGAUGGACUUAUACGCAGCUUUCCGCCUUUGGUCCGAUGACUCGGCCGUGGCCGGAUUGAACAAACGAGCCAAUGAAUCGUAUACAUACGACCAAUUCCACCAGAUUCAAUUGCAAUGUGCUCAGCGAGGUGUGACGAUUAUACCGGAAAUCGAGGCACCGGGACAUGCCUUGGUCAUGGUGCAAUGGCGUCCAGAGUUAGGGCUCGACGAUCUUAGUAUGCUCAAUAUCAGCCACCCAGACACAAUUCCCACCAUGAAAGCGAUAUGGGAGACGUUCCUUCCUUGGUUCCAGAGUAAAACCGUUCACAUCGGGGCAGAUGAGUAUGAAAGUAACUUGGUCGCUGAUUACACAAGCUUUGUCAAUGAAUUAUAUUCGUACAUCUCUGAGGAGUCAGGCAAGGCUAUGAGGAUCUGGGGCACCUUCACGCCGGAACAAGGGGCUGACGUUUCAACCGAGGUGUCGGUCCAACAUUGGGAGGCCUUUGAGGACAAUGCGUAUUACGAUUUCAUUCAAAACGGCUACGACGUGCUUAAUUCAGACGAUGCGUCCUACAUCGUGGCUAAAUGGUCGGGAAGCUACCCCCAGCAGUUGAACAAAACACGAAUCUUCCAUGGAGAUCCUGUCGGCGGAGCAUUUGCUCCAAAUAUCUUUGACAUUAACAAUCCGUCCAACAACCCUCCGCGAGACAACGACCGUGUGCUUGGCCACGUUGCCGCGCUAUGGAAUGACUAUGGGCCCAACGCCACCACCGUUCUGGAGACUUAUCAUUCCUGGCGGGAUCUGCUUCCCGCGCUGGGUGACAAACAAUGGGGCGGGGAUCUCCUCGAAGAGGAGUAUGAUCUGGUCUUUGAAAAACUUCAUGCGGCCAUACCGGCGCAGAAUCUAGACCGCCAAGUUCGGAGCAAGACCGAUACAAUACUGCACUACGAAUUCGAUGAGGACACUCAAACUGUUACUGAUCUAUCUGGAAAUGGGUACGAUGGUACAGUGCAUGGAUGUGAUAUUCAAGAUUCGGCCCUAAUACUUUCCGACGGCUGCUAUUUGGAGACGCCCUUGGGCAGCAAAGGGAGGGACUACACAUUAUCAUUCUCAGUGAAACCCUCGUCAGAUGCCCCUGGCAUUCUUUUCGCCGGUCCCGACUCGAUUCUCACGAAUGGAGAUGGAUCUAUCAGCGAAGUGACCUUCAUAAGUGGCGGCAACUCAUACUCGCUGAAUUACAGCCUUCCGCUGGAUACCUGGACGGAUGUUUCUUUGGUCGGAAAGGGUGCCCAUACAUUCUUAACCGCGGAAUCUACCUCCAUGGAAUUUCUCGCUCGACUGGGAAUAAAUGGGGAACGACAACUAUGGGCGCCUGUUGCGAUUGAGGCGCCGCUCAGUCGGAUCGGAGAGGGCUUUAAUGGGAUGAUCAGGGACAUUGUUUUACUGAGGAAUGCGGAGUGA